AGUCCCACGCCAACGCGGCAGCAGCCGCCCACAAGAGUAGAGACGGCCACCCGUAAGCCAUCAUUUCAUCUCCUGACUCCCACAGGGCCUGCACUUCUGAGCUGCUGCGUUGAGCCUCCAUGGCCGCGGCCUCAUCCUUCUCUCUCCACCAUUGGAGUCGGGCAGUCCCGCUGAGUUGGACUCGCCUUCGUAGAGUCGGGAACCGGAACCGACUCAUCCGCUUCUGUACUGUAAGGGCUGGAGGCGAUGUUCUGAAAGAAGAUAUCGUCGUAGUAGGUGCCGGUAUCGCCGGCCUGGCCACGUCUCUUUCCCUCCACAGGCUGGGAGUGAAGUCGCUGGUGCUGGAGCAGGCCGACUCGCUUCGGACGGGCGGGACCUCACUCACCCUGUUCAAAAACGGUUGGCGGGUCCUUGAUGAGAUGGGGGUCGGGGAUGAUCUUCGGCCCCAUUUUGUCGAAAUUCAAGGCCGUGCAGGAUGAUGGUGAAGUCCGAUGAUGGAAGGGAGCUCCGGUCUUUUAGGUUCAAAGAUGAGGACAAGAGUCAAGAGGUGCGUCCGGUGGAGAGGAGAGUGCUCUUGGAGACUUUCGCUAGUCAUCUCCCACCCGAGACAAUCCGUUUCUCUUCGAAGCUCACCGGUAUUAAGAAGAGCAGUGAUGGAGAAACGGUAUUGGAACUUGCAGAUGGGACUCAAGUCUCAGCAAAGAUUGUGAUAGGUUGUGAUGGAAUUCGAUCUCCGGUAGCUAAAUGGAUGGGCUUCUCUGAUCCCAAUUUUGUUGGGCAUUGCGCUAUUCGAGGGCUCGCAUAUUAUCCUGAUGGUCAUCCAUUGGAACCGAAUGUAACCUAUGUGUAUGGGAAGGGGUUGCGGGCGGGAUAUGUUCCUGUUUCUUCUACAAAAGUCUACUGGUUCCUGUGCUUCAACAGCCCUUCCCCAGGUCCGCGAAUCACUAACCCUUCGAUCCUGAAGGAGCAGUCAAGACAAAUAAUAUGGAACUGGCCCUUGGAUAUACAGGAUAUCAUCUAUCACACCGCAGAUGACACGAUAAUCCAAACACCACUUAUGGACCGGUGGCUAUGGCCAGCCCUCAGCCCCUCGGCCUCUUCUGGCUCGGUGGUUGUGGUUGGCGAUGCCUGGCACCCAAUGACACCGAACCUUGGACAAGGCGCCUGCUGUGCACUUGAGGAUUCCAUUGUCCUAGCCCAAAAGCUGGCAAGCGCAGUCAACAAUCCUCGGGCUAUGUCCCUUGAAGACGCUCUCAAAUCAUACGAGAGGGAGAGGUGGUCCCGCAUCUUCCCACUUACAAUAAGAGCGAAUCUGGUUGGAGCUGUGCUGCAGUUGGAGAACCCAAUAGUGUGCUCGGUCCGGGAUAACGUGCUGUUGAAGUUGGUUCGACUGAGAUCGAUGCUGGAGCACACAAACUUCGAGUUCGAGCCCCUCCAGAAUUCCGGGUAGAAGCCAAAAAACCCUUUGGGCCGUGUUGCCUAGGAAUUUGGCUUUCCUUGUAAGUCAAGCCAAAAUUAAAUUGAAACUUCGCUUGUUUACUUUAUUGGUGUUGAGUGCAGAAUACUAUAGAACAACUCUUUAUUAUGUUGUGCAAGUACAAGGUAAAUACACAUGAUAUUCGUCUACCAAAGGCAAA
Messenger RNA from Punica granatum (pomegranate), 1637 nucleotides. Lineage: Eukaryota; Viridiplantae; Streptophyta; Magnoliopsida; Myrtales; Lythraceae. The record is from RefSeq and is a predicted model, not a curated record.